AUGGAUUUCUCUUCUCUUUUCCAAGCUUUCGUCGUCGUGUCUCUCUUAAGUUUUCUAGCUAAUCAUAUUUCUAAGAGAAAGAACAGUAAAAAUGGUGCUAAUAUUGGUGUCCCUGAACCAUCAGGGGCACUGCCAAUCAUAGGUCACCUCCAUCUUCUGAGGGGUCAAGUCCCAGUAGCUCGAAUCCUUGGAGCCAUGGCAGACAAACACGGUCCGAUAUACUCACUCCGGAUCGGCCAACACCAAGUCAUGGCGCUGAGUAGUUGGGAACUGGUCAAGGACUGCUUCACCACAAACGACAGAGCUUUGGCAAACCGACCAAGCUUAGCAGCGGGGAGGUACUUAGCGUACGACAGUGCUUCUUUUGCUCUUUCACCUUACGGCCAAUACUGGCGUGAAAUUCGAAAGUUCGUAGACCUUCACCUUCUCUCGACCCAUAAGAUAACAUCGCUACAACACGUGCUAGUCUCGGAGGUUGACUCGUUUAUCAACAGUUUGUUCUAUUUUCCAACUCACGAUCAUGGUGACCAGGUGCCUCUCAGCGAGUGUUUCGAGCAGUUUGCCUUGAAUCUCACCGUUAGGGUGAUAGCCACAAAGCGCUUUUCCGCGAGCGCUUACGGCGAAGAAACCAGCGAAGCGUGUCGUUUUAGGAAUGCGUUGAAAGAUGCUUCGUAUUUGAGUGGCGUUUUCGUGUGGUCUGAUGCUAUUCCAUGGCUCAAACGUUUGGACAUUGGUGGCCACUUGAGCUCCAUGAAACGGACUUUUAAGGAGUUUGAUGUGGUGUUAACGAACUGGCUCGAGGAACAUGGUCGAGCUACCACUGGCGAGAGAGACCUCAUGGACAUGAUGUUGUCGUCGACGCUCCUUGCCGAGGACGGUGCCAUGACCAUGCCUGGUUAUAGUCGUGAUACUAUCAUCAAAGCCACGGCCUUGAUUUUAAUCCUAACUGGGACAGAAGGCAUAGCACUUACACUAACAUGGAUCAUCUCCUUACUAUUGAACAACCCAAGUGUGCUGAAGACUGCCCAAGAAGAGUUAGACAGCCAUGUAGGAAAAGAGAGAUGGGUACAAGAAUCAGACAUCAACAACCUCAAAUUCCUCCAAGCCAUUGUCAAAGAAACUCUUCGUUUGUACCCACCAGGCCCAGUUACACCACGUGAGGCCACCGAAGAUUGUUACGUCGGAGGCCACCAUGUUCCGGCGGGAACCCGUUUGAUCAUCAACAUAUGGAAGUUGCAGCGGGACCCGCGCAUGUGGAGCGACCCUUUGGAGUUUCGACCCGAAAGGUUCAUGACGACGAAUGCAUAUAUGAGUUACCGAGAUCAAUAUUUCGAGUUCAUUCCUUUCAGCUCGGGUCGAAGAUCGUGCCCUGGCAUGGGACUGGGUUUGGUGGUGGUGCAGCUGGUGCUGGCUCGGUUGGUUCAGGGGUUUGACAUGAAAACCAAGGACGACUUGCCAGUGGAUAUGCGUGAAGGAUUGGGCAUUGGCUUGCCUAAGCUUACUUCACUCAAUCUACUCCUUACUCCUCGGCUUCCAUCACAUCUUUAUGAGUGUCUUUAAAGCAGUUCUUUUAUUGAAUAAAACUAAUGUAUAAUAAAUUAUGAAUAUUUUGGGUGAUCCACCUGCCAAUGUUAUGGAACUCACUGUCUUUGAAUAAUAUUAUAAUAAAAUAUU
This is a messenger RNA of Humulus lupulus (European hop), 1674 nucleotides long. RefSeq names its product dimethylnonatriene synthase-like. Bases 1 to 1560 code for a protein of 519 amino acids. The record is from RefSeq and is a predicted model, not a curated record. Gene Ontology annotation, biological process: defense response to other organism. Gene Ontology annotation, molecular function: oxidoreductase activity, acting on paired donors, with incorporation or reduction of molecular oxygen; monooxygenase activity; iron ion binding. The transcript is spliced from 2 exons. Lineage: Eukaryota; Viridiplantae; Streptophyta; Magnoliopsida; Rosales; Cannabaceae.